AUGCGUGCAAGUUUCACAGAUAUUCAUCCGAAUGCAAAAUGGGCACAGAAUGGUAUCACUGUUGCUGGAGGAAAUGGAUAUGGCAGUGAAACCAAUCAACUCUCUUGUCCAUGGGGUUUGUACAUCGACGAUGAUCAAACGAUUUAUGUCGCUGAUUCUGCUAAUUGUCGUAUUGUGGAAUGGAAAUCUGGUGCAACGAAUGGAAAAGUAGUUGCUGGUGGAAAUGGAUCAGGUAAUGGAGCUCAUCAGUUAAACUGCCCACUAGAUGUGAUUAUCGACAAAGAGAGCGAUAGUCUCAUCAUCAACGAUAGAGGGAAUAUAAGAGUAGUUCGAUGGCCUCGUCGAAAUGGUACUAGUGGAGAAACAAUUAUUUCCAAUAUCUCUUGCGGAGGUUUGAUAAUGGACGACAAUGGUUAUCUCUAUGUCGUUGACCAAGGAAAACAUGAAGUGAGACGAUAUAAAAUUGGUGACACUCAAGGAACAGUAGUUACAGGCGGCAAUGGACAAGGAAAUGGUCUCGAUCAACUCUCUAAUCCCCAAUGGCUAUUUGUCGAUCGAGAUCAUUCAGUUUAUAUGUCUGAUUAUAAAAAUGAUCGUGUAAUGAAAUGGGAAGAAGGUGGAAAACAAGGCAUUGUCGUAGCCGGUGACCAAGGAGAAGAAAAUAGUCUUACACAAUUGUAUUAUCCUGAAGGAGUCGUUGUCGAUCAAUUGGGUACUGUCUAUGUGACUGAUAAAGGUAAUCAUCGAAUCAUGCGUUGGCCAAAAGGAGCCACACAAGGAAGUAUCAUUGUUGGUGGAAACGGUCAAGGAGCACAGCCGAAUCAACUCAAUUAUCCCAUAGGUUUAUCAUUCGAUCGACAUGUAUGUGAAGGUCGUCGUCGUUCAUCUGAUUUAAAUGCCAUACAGGAUGAUUCAGGUGUUUUUCUUCAUACAACAUUAAAUCAUAUUAAGCGUGAUGCACGUUCACCAAAAUUAUUUUAUCCAGCAGUUGGAUUUAAAUCAGAAAAAUUAGUUGGACGUUGUCAAAUCGCUUAUCGUUUAACAACACAUGAGAAAUUUCAAGAAGCUGUUGAAAAAUUUCGUUCAAUAUUAUUAUCUGUUGCAUUAUGUAUUGUUGAAUCACGUCAAGAUAUUCUUGAGAGUCAACAAUUAACUGAAAUAUGUAAAGAAUAUACUGUUGGUUUACAAAUUGAAAAUCCAUUAUCCGGUGCAGCCCAUUUAUCGGAAUUUAAAGGACAAUUAUGUCGUGUUACAAAAGCGACUGAAAUUGGAAAAGAAUCUCUUGAGCUUAGAAUUACAAUGAGCCAAUUUUAUAAUCAUUACGGUGAUGAAAAUCUUGAUUCUACUAUAGAAAAACAUGAUCUUAAUGGAGCAUUUCCAAGAACUGUUAUAAUAACAACAAUGAAACGAGAAACAACACCAUCGGGAAGAUGCGUUAUUGAAAAACAAAUUCAAUAA
Rotaria sp. Silwood1 is the source of this 1458-nucleotide messenger RNA. The record is from the annotation of a GenBank genome assembly. Lineage: Eukaryota; Metazoa; Rotifera; Eurotatoria; Philodinida; Philodinidae.